AUGUACUCCAGCAAUUUGAUUGGGUUCAUAUUGGCCGUUGUUUCCGGAGCUUUCAUCGGCUCCAGUUUCAUUAUCAAGAAAAAAGGUCUCCAACGUGCCGGCCUUAACGGCACUCCAGCUAGUGUCGGAGGCUAUGGUUAUCUUCUUCAGCCACUUUGGUGGAUCGGAAUGAUUACAAUGAUUGUCGGCGAGAUUGCGAAUUUUGUAGCAUAUAUUUAUGCCCCUGCCGUGCUUGUUACUCCGCUUGGUGCUUUGAGUAUCAUUGUCAGUGCUGUGUUGGCUCAUUUCAUGUUGGGUGAGAAGUUACAGAAAAUGGGCAUGCUUGGGUGUCUUCUAUGCAUUGUUGGAUCCACUGAGAUCGUGCUCCAUGCACCCCAAGAAAGGUCUCUUAGUUCUGUGCUGGAGAUAUGGCUUUUGGCUGUUCAACCAGCUUUUCUCUUGUACAUAGCCUCGGCAAUGGCUCUGUCAUUCUUUUUGAUUUUUUACUGCGCACCUCGCUAUGGCCAAACCAAUAUCUUUGUUUAUAUUGGAAUAUGCUCCAUAAUUGGAUCAUUGACUGUCAUGAGUGUAAAAGCGAUUGGCAUUGCCAUUAAACUUACAUUAGAUGGUUCAAAUCAAUUUGUCUACUUUCAAACAUGGAUUUUUAUAGUGGUCGGCGUUUCCUGCAUCAUUACUAAUUUAAAUUACCUUAAUAUGGCAUUGGAUACUUUCAACACAACGGUCGUUUCUCCAAUCUAUUAUGCAUUGUUCACUUCUUUUACAAUAUUAGCCAGCGCAAUCAUGUUUAAGGACUAUUCGGGACAAAGUAUAAGCAGUAUUGCAUCGGAGCUAUGUGGUUUCAUCACUGUUUUAUCUGGAACAACUGUAUUGCACUGCACUAGACUACCGGAUCCUCCAGUUAGUACAGAUGUGUACAGUCCCCUGUCUCCAAAAGUAUCAUGGUAUUUCCAACCAGGAAACGGCGAACCCUGGAAACAGAAAGAAGAAGAUGGACCGCCCCUUAAUUUAAUUACGAUUACCCAGCAAGACCAUUUCAAGUGA
This is a messenger RNA of Vicia faba (fava bean), 1041 nucleotides long. The record is from the annotation of a GenBank genome assembly. Lineage: Eukaryota; Viridiplantae; Streptophyta; Magnoliopsida; Fabales; Fabaceae.